AUGUCUGCUCCAGUAGCGCCUCCACAGGCCACCGCCUACCCACCAGGCGUCCAGGCUCCGCCUCCCUCGGGUGCCGAGCGCGUGGGCCCCGGUGCACCUUCGCCGUUCGUCGACGAGAAGCGCGCCGCCUAUCCGUCGGGCCUCACGCCGCCCAUCUCGUCGCAACCGUCGACGUCGAUGUUCGGCUUCUUCCAGCCCAUCGUUGCGCCGCUCAACAAUGCGCUCGCCACCAUCCAGGACAUCCGCACGCGCCUCGAGCUCUCCAACCCGGGCACGGUGGAGCAUCUGCAGCGCGAGGUCAAGGGCGUGCACACCACCAACUUCAUGUUUGACGGCGCACGCGCCGACCUCACCAAGGCGAUCAGCAUCAACCCCAUCUUCCAGGUGACGCACGCCUUCUCUAUGGGCUCGCAGGCCGCGCCGUCGUCGUACAACUUUGGCGCGGUGUACGGCGACAACAACAACUUCUUCCAGGCCGGGCUCGACGACGGACUCAACGUCACUAUGCGCGCCAACCGCGGCUGGGUGCCCGGCCACACGACCAAGGUGCAGGCGCAGCUCACCGCCACGCCCGGCCAGUCGUUUGUGCAGGUGGAGCACGACUACCAGGGCACCGACCACUCGGCGAACCUCAAGGCGCUCAACCCAUCACCCACCGACCUGACGGGCAUCUACAUUGUCAACUACCUGCAGAGCUUGACGCGCAACUUUGCGUUUGGUGUCGAGACGGUGUACCAGCGUCCGUCGGCGGACAUGGAGGAGGCGAGUACGGGCUACAUUGCCAAGCUGACGGGCGACAAGAAGGAGUGGAUCGCCACGGCGCAGGUGCAGCCGCAGGGCGUGGCGCAGUGCACGUACUUCCACAAGCUCUCGGAGCAGGUGGAUGUGGCGGCGGAUCUGCAGGUGGUCAGCAUGGGUCAGAAGCGCGAGUCGGCGGCUACGCUGGGUGCGCGCUACAACUUCCGCAUGGCCACGCUGCGCGCCCAGAUCGACUCGGCGGGAAAGCUGAGCUCGGUGUACGAGACGCGCCUCUCGCCUGCGUUUGGCCUGACCUUUGCUGGAGAGAUCGACCAUCUGCAGGGCGCCGCCAAGUUCGGAUUCGGCGUGUCGAUCGAGUCGGGCAACGAGAUGGACCCCAACGCUCCGCCUCCCACGCCGCCCUCGGUGCCCAUGUAA
Moesziomyces antarcticus is the source of this 1176-nucleotide messenger RNA. RefSeq names its product mitochondrial import receptor subunit TOM40. Gene Ontology annotation, cellular component: mitochondrial outer membrane; mitochondrial outer membrane translocase complex. Gene Ontology annotation, biological process: protein import into mitochondrial matrix. The transcript has a single exon. NCBI's taxonomy places the organism in Eukaryota, Fungi, Basidiomycota, Ustilaginomycetes, Ustilaginales, Ustilaginaceae. Gene Ontology annotation, molecular function: transmembrane protein transporter activity. The record is from RefSeq and is a predicted model, not a curated record. The coding region runs from base 1 to 1176 and encodes 391 amino acids.